AUGGAGCAGCAGCUUCAGUUUCAGCAGCUGCAGAAACAGCAAGAGAGAAGAAAAGAGGAGAAAAAGAAGCAGAGGAAAGCAGAGAGCGUUGACGUGAGCAGCGCUGAGAAGUCGAAGCCAACUGCUGAGACACACAGCACGUCUCAGGAGGAGAGUCAGGCUCUGAGGGAGCUCCAGGACGAGAACGGCCGGCUCUUCAAACUGCUGAGUGAGAAAGACUUUGAGAUCAAACACCUGAAGAAGAAACAGGAAGAGGAGCGGCAGGCUUUAGGAGGCUCGCCCAGCUUGUCUGCAGCUGCUGCUGCUACAAAGAUCGUUGAACUUUCCAAGAAGAUCCGAGAGCUCAGUGCUGAACUGGAGCAGGAGAAGACCAGAACCAAGCAGCAGACCUUCAGGAUCAUGGCGCUGGAGAAGGAGCUGCAGGCAGCUCCGGGCCGUCAGGUGGACGGUUCUGAAGGCCGUCAGGAGAACCUUCUCUCUGGAACCACAGCUUCUGCCGACAGUCCCACCAUUAGAUGUCUGCAGGACAAACUGGCAGCAGCUCAGCUGAAGGUGGUGGAAUAUCGCAACCAGGUUCAGGCUUCCAAACAAGAGUUGAAGGUGGCUCAGAAGGUUCUGCUGAGCGAGCUCGGAGAGGACGUACCCCUGCAGCAGCUCCUCGCCAGCCCGACCAGCUUCAGAGGAAGAGCGCAGCAGAUCCUGGCUCUGCAGACCCGGGUCCGGGAUCUGGAGCAGCAGCUGAACCAGAGACAGAGCUCAUACGAGAACUGUCCAUCCACCAAGAGUCCUCCAGGGGACAGAAACCUCAGCCACAUCCGCGCCAUGGACAAGGAGAGGAGGGAGGCGCUGGAGAGGAUCUUGGUCGAACACGAGCUGCUGCUCAGAGAGCACGAAGACGUGAAGAGGAAGCUGGAGGCCUCCAGGGCCCGAAGCAAGGCACUGAGUGGGGAGGUGAAGUCUCUGAAGGAGCAGGUCUGCACCCUGCUGGACAAAGGACGACACGACGACGAGCUGGUGGACGCUCUACUGAAGCAACAGAGUCAGAUGCAGACGAUGCUGCAAAGCUUCACCGUUCAGCAGAAGAAGACGCAGAGCCACCAGCGGAGCGACGAGGCGGCAGAGCACAGCGCGCUCGUCCACAGCCUGAAAGUCACCCUGGCAGAAAAAGAUGCUCAGAUCAAAGAGCUGCAGCGGCUGCAACACAAACAUGGAGAGGACACGGAGGACGGCGUGAGGACCAGGGACGACGGUUCAGGAGUUUCUCCACAAGAGGGCGACAUUACCCCGGGAAUGAUGCGUUCAGGGGGGGUUUCCAGGUUUGGUCAUAAGCUGGUGCUUCCUGGAGUGGGGGUCAGUGUGGAUCUGAUGAGUGUCGGCGCUGUGAAACCAGGGCGAGGAGGAGCAGCGUCUCCAGCCGGAGGAGGAGCGCCAGGAGAGCAGGAGAGGUCGAGCGACGGCGAGGAGUGAAGGCGUCCUCCUGCCGGCUGACCUCUGACCUCUGACCGCUACACAGCCUCCACACGCCGGGAGGAGGCGGCGUCGGACUCUCUUCACUUCAGCAUUAAAACAUUAAAGAGGCGCUGCGAGAUUGGCAGGUCGCUGCCGGGCUGAGAGAGUGCCACAAGACAAAAAUAUCAGCGAUGAAGAAAACCUUUAUGUUGGAGGAAACACUGCAGCCUGUGUGGAGGCGG
Molecule: messenger RNA, 1691 nt
Organism: Salarias fasciatus (jewelled blenny)
Lineage: Eukaryota; Metazoa; Chordata; Actinopteri; Blenniiformes; Blenniidae
Gene: ccdc13
Product: coiled-coil domain containing 13
Exons: 13
Coding region: 1-1467 (488 amino acids)
Biological process (GO): cytoplasmic microtubule organization; non-motile cilium assembly
Cellular component (GO): centriolar satellite
Source: RefSeq, a predicted model, not a curated record